GCAUGAGGCAACCCGAGUUUGUAGCAGAGAAGCGGGUUCGGCUGAGGAGAAGAGACGCGGCAGAAGAGAGCCGUGACGUGUGUCGAAUCGAAGUCGAAAAAGAAUCUUGACGAGACAGACGACAGACGAGGCUGCACGUUGAGCUAGCGCGCGAUGGCGGCACAGUCGCGACCAGGAAACAGGCGGAGAGUGCAGGUGGGAUGCCCAUGGGAUGUGCGACCAGGCCAGUGUCUAGGUCUCAUCCAGUCAACAAGCGAGUGUUCGCUCCAGUGGCAGCUUGCCAGCUUCAGCUCGUCUCACCAGCCAUCUCCAGUCAUGGAAUCGUUUGUUGCCUGCCUGCUUACACUCCGUUCUCCGUACGGGCCCCAUUGCCAGCCAACCCCCCCUGUGUCAGCAUGGCCCCCAUGUCUUGCCCAAUAGCCCUAUCAGUCGCUAGCUCGUGGCUUAUAUUGCGGUACUUUGCUUUGCAACAGGCAGCGGCAACGGGAUUCCGUGGACAGUGGUGGCCGAGUGGUUCCGCCAUUGUUGAUGGCGAUGCAGAUGUAAGGCAAGGCGAUGCGAUGUAUGUUGACGUGGAAGAUGGCCGACGGUGCGGGAGGGGGAAAUCAUCGCCUGAUGAAGGUCGAAUGUCGUCCAUUUUAGGGGCAGUGCAGUGUACUCCAAUGCAGACUGGACGUUCAGAAAGAGGCGAACAGCGUGGCUAAGUUCAUGAGCUCCCGCCCGUCUUGCGCCUUCCUUCACCGGGGGGCUAGGAGCGGGCCGUCGUUCGAACCACACAGGUCGGUGCAAACCUGCAAAGGACGAGAAAUGGAAGGCAUGAAAAUGACGAGCCAUGCCCCGGUUGCAGUGCUUGUUUUCCCUCUUCCCCGUUGGAGGGGUCGCACUCACUGGCGUUUCUGUAGAUUGUAAUUGAU
Molecule: messenger RNA, 914 nt
Organism: Colletotrichum phormii
Lineage: Eukaryota; Fungi; Ascomycota; Sordariomycetes; Glomerellales; Glomerellaceae
Exons: 1
Coding region: 201-704 (167 amino acids)
Source: RefSeq, a predicted model, not a curated record